Messenger RNA from Lachnellula hyalina, 681 nucleotides. RefSeq lists its product as uncharacterized. NCBI's taxonomy places the organism in Eukaryota, Fungi, Ascomycota, Leotiomycetes, Helotiales, Lachnaceae. The record is from RefSeq and is a predicted model, not a curated record. The transcript is spliced from 7 exons. Bases 1 to 681 code for a protein of 226 amino acids.
AUGAACGCUAUUACCAUCCUCGUUUCUGCGCUCUGCUUGGCGCUCCUGCAAUUUUCUGUCCGAGCAGAUUCUGCGCAUGCAUUCUGGUUUCUGCCAAGUGCCCCGAUUACUAGAUUCCAAUCCACAAUGGUGGUCCCAUCAACACCUGGUGGGGGUCUCCAUGCAGUUUGGCCAGGCCUCGAAAACGAGUCUGAGGGCUUUGUGUUCCAGAGCGUCUUGAGUGACUCAAACGGUGCUGGGAGCUGGACGUUCUUCGUCGAGUACUGCUGCAAUCCGAAUUAUGUGUACACACCUAUCAAAGUCUACCCUGGCGACUCUAUAACAAGCACAUUCUCCCUAGACAAUGGUUUAUGGACUGAUGCCUGGUCUCUUGCCCCCGGUGCCAUUGGCUCAGCAAACGGACAGAUACCGCAGACCGGCUCAUCGUCGAACUCAUUUUCCAACGAAGGUGCCUUGACCAGAGGUCUCCUGGCAAUUGAACUGAAGAACGAAGGAACGUGGGAUUUUGGCCCGGUUCUAUGGACCGAUAUCUCUGUAACGGCUUCGACGACUUCACCAUGGUGUGCUUCAGGCUACGGUACAACUGCGUUGAAUUACCAAAUCAGCGGUGGCGUCCAAUCGAGCUCAGACUCUUCAACGACAUGCACAUACCAGAGUCUACAAUUCAUCGGCCCGUCAUAA